Messenger RNA from Nannospalax galili (Upper Galilee mountains blind mole rat), 4358 nucleotides. It is a transcript of the gene Znf281, whose product is annotated as zinc finger protein 281. The coding region runs from base 141 to 2801 and encodes 886 amino acids. Lineage: Eukaryota; Metazoa; Chordata; Mammalia; Rodentia; Spalacidae. The transcript is spliced from 2 exons. The record is from RefSeq and is a predicted model, not a curated record.
GUUCCCAGCAGACACCGCGCCGCGGCUGCGCAGUACCAGGGAGGCUUUUAAUUCCAUUGUGGAGAGGACGGCGUUAUUUUUAUUAACUGGAGGCGACGGCGGCUGCGGCGGCGGCGGAACCCCCAGGCCUCCUCCGGGGUAUGAAAAUCGGCAGCGGCUUCCUGAGCGGCGGCGGUCCAGGCAGUAGCGGUGGUAGCGGCUCCGGUGGCGGCUCCGGCGGCGGCAGGAGAGCAGAGAUGGAGCCCACCUUUCCCCAGGGUAUGGUUAUGUUCAACCACCGGCUUCCCCCGGUCACCAGCUUCACCCGGCCGGCGGGGACGGCCGCCCCUCCCCCGCAGUGCGUGUUAUCCUCCUCUACCUCCGCAGCCCCAGCCGCUGAGCCCCCCCCUCCGCCAGCCCCGGACAUGACUUUCAAGAAGGAGCCGGCGGCGUCAGCCGCGGCCUUCCCUUCGCAGAGGACCUCCUGGGGAUUCUUGCAGUCCUUGGUGAGCAUCAAACAGGAGAAACCCGCGGAUCCCGAGGAGCAACAGACCCACCACCACCAUCACCACCACCACUAUGGGGGGCUGUUUGCUGGGGCUGAAGAGAGAUCUCCAGGCCUAGGAGGCGGGGAAGGGGGGAGCCACGGCGUCAUCCAAGACCUCAGUAUUCUCCACCAGCAUGUCCAGCAGCAACCAGCCCAGCACCAUCGUGACGUAUUACUGAGCAGCAGUAGCAGGACUGAUGACCAUGGCAAUGAGGAGCCAAAGCAGGACACUAAUGUCAAAAAGGCAAAGAGGCCAAAGCCAGAAUCUCAGGGAAUCAAAGCCAAGAGGAAGCCAAGUGCAUCUUCCAAACCUUCUUUGGUUGCAGAUGGAGAAGGUGCCGUCCUCUCCCCAAGUCAGAAACCUCAUAUCUGUGAUCACUGUAGUGCUGCUUUCCGAAGCUCCUAUCACCUGCGGAGACAUGUCCUCAUUCACACCGGAGAGAGACCCUUCCAGUGCAGCCAGUGUAGUAUGGGUUUCAUUCAGAAAUACCUACUGCAGAGACAUGAGAAAAUUCACAGUAGAGAGAAACCCUUUGGGUGUGAUCAGUGCAGCAUGAAGUUUAUUCAGAAGUACCAUAUGGAGAGACACAAGAGGACACAUAGUGGAGAAAAGCCAUAUAAGUGUGACACUUGCCAACAGUAUUUUUCAAGGACUGACAGAUUGUUGAAGCACAGGCGCACAUGUGGUGAAGCCAUAGCAAAAGGAGCUGCUAGUGCAGAACCUGGGUCAUCAAACCAUAACAAUAUGGGUAAUCUGGCUGUGUUGUCUCAGGGAAAUACAAGCUCUUCAAGGAGAAAGUCGAAGUCAAAAAGCAUAGCUAUUGAAAAUAAGGAACAUAAGACUGGCAAAACAAAUGAAUCACAAAUUUCAAAUAAUAUAAACAUGCAGAGUUACUCAGUAGAAAUGCCAACUGUGUCUACCAGUGGAGGCAUAAUUGGCACUGGUCUGGAUGAACUACAGAAAAGGGUGCCAAAAUUGAUCUUUAAGAAAGGCAGCAGGAAGAAUACAGAUAAAAGCUACCUUAAUUUUGUCUCACCAUUACCAGACAUAGUUGGGCAGAAAUCCUUGUCUGGUAAACCAAGUGGCUCACUUGGCAUAGUAUCAAAUAAUAGUGUGGAGACCAUUAGUCUUCUCCAAAGUACGAGUGGCAAACAAGGUCAAAUAAGUAGUAAUUACGAUGACGCCAUGCAGUUUUCAAAGAAGAGAAGAUACUUACCAACUGCCAGCAGCAACAGUGCCUUUUCUAUAAAUGUAGGACACAUGGUCUCCCAGCAGUCUGUCAUUCAGUCUGCAGGUGUCAGUGUUUUGGACAAUGAGGCACCAUUGUCACUCAUUGACUCCUCAGCACUAAGUACUGAAAUUAAGUCUUGUCAUGACAAGUCUGGAAUUCCUGAUGAGGUUUUGCAGAGUAUUUUGGAUCAGUACUCCAGCAAAUCAGAAACGCAGAAAGAGGAUCCUUUUAAUUUAACAGAACCACGGGUGGAUUUACACACCUCAGGAGAACACUCAGAAUUGGUUCAAGAAGAAAAUUUGAGCCCGGGCACCCAAACACCUUCAAGUGAUAAAACAAGCAUGUUGCAAGAAUACUCCAAAUACCUCCAACAGGCUUUUGAAAAAUCCACUAAUGCAGGUUUUACUCUUGGACACGGUUUCCAAUUUGUCAGUUUGUCUUCACCUCUCCACAACCACACUUUAUUUCCAGAAAAACAAAUAUACACUACAUCUCCUUUGGAGUGUGGUUUUGGCCAAUCUGUUACCUCAGUGUUGCCGUCUUCAUUGCCAAAGCCUCCUUUUGGGAUGUUGUUUGGAUCUCAACCAGGUCUUUAUUUAUCUGCUUUGGAUGCUACACAUCAGCAGUUGACACCUUCCCAGGAGCUGGAUGACCUGAUAGAUUCUCAGAAGAACUUAGAGACAUCAUCAGCCUUCCAGUCCUCAUCUCAGAAACUGACUAGCCAGAAGGAACAACAGAAAAACUUAGAGUCCUCAACAAGCUUUCAGAUUCCAUCUCAGGAGUUAGCUAGCCAGAUAGAUCCUCAGAAAGACAUAGAGCCUAGAACAACGUACCAGAUUGAGAACUUUGCACAAGCAUUUGGUUCUCAGUUUAAGUCGGGCAGCAGGGUGCCAAUGACCUUUAUCACUAACUCUAAUGGAGAAGUGGACCAUAGAGUCAGGACUUCAGUGUCAGAUUUCUCAGGGUAUACAAAUAUGAUGUCUGAUGUAAGUGAGCCAUGUAGUACAAGAGUAAAGACACCCACCAGCCAGAGUUACAGGUAAGGUCUCAAGAGUGACCAGGCUGGGGGUCUUCUAACCUAAUUUUGUUUUAUUUUGAGAACACUGCCAUUGGAAUGUUUCUACACGAUCCUAUUAAGAAUAAUGUAAUGCCCUUUCAAUGCAACUUUUCAUAUUUAGUUAGCGUGAUUUUAGCUCUGUUUGUAUUAUGAUUUUUAAUCAAAAUCAAUAGAUUAAAAAUAGUUUGACAUUCAAAGUGACAAUGUUUAGCAAUCAAAUUUACAUGUAUAGAUUAUCAGGGAAUAGCCCAAAAGUUUUAAAUGCAAAAAAAAAAAAAAAAACCAUAAAACAAAAACUACAGAAAAAAAAAAUGAAAAGAAAAAAGAAAAAAAAUGAACUUUGUUGCUAGGAUUAGGGUCAUUCUAAUUGCUUUACUCUCAGGAAAGUGUAAGAACGCAUGGAGUUCCAUACGCUAUCACCAGUCAUGGAACAUCCAAUUUACAGAUAGUGUGACGACAUUUCAUCAUUUAAGUAACGGAUCUUAGACAUUUCAAAUGCUAUCUCCAUCUAGGCUGAUCCAAAAUUCUGAGAUUGUUGGCUACCUAUAUUUUGUUGCAGCUUUUAAACAUACUCCGAACUUCCAAACCACAUUCAUUCCAGCUUGGUAGAACAAAUAUUCUUGGAUCUUUGAUCAAAGCCUGGAAUGAUAGCUUUAAUAAAAGAGGAGGAAAAGAAAAAGCACCCUCUUUUCCCAACUAUAACAAGGCUGUAAUUCCAUUAAGUGAGUCUAUUGAUGUCUAGUACAGUGUUGAAACCAAGUGGUUCCAGUAUUAGAAAGUAAGUUGGAGUCACAGAGUCCAUUGAAGUUUGGGGUAUGCAGUAUUUAUUAUACACGGCCUGAAAACAUUGUCUCAUUUAUGCUAUUACAUGACACCUUCACUUCUGGGUUUUGGUACUUGUUCUUAACUUCCUCUUAGUUCUGGACCUUCUUGUUCCCUCUUCUCCCUAUCUUGAUGGUUUCAAUUCUAAAAUUGAAUGGUUUGUCAUCCAGUAGAUAAUUGAUUAUGCAUUUUAUAUGCCUUAUGACUUCCAGAUACUAAACAAUAGGGUAAACAUUGCCCAGCUUCACUUUUUUUUUAAAACAGUACAGAUUUCCAUGUAAGAGCUACAGAUAUUAAUAGGAUUGUUAUUCCAUCUGGUGGCAUAGCUUGUAUAUGGGAUAAAAGUGUGUAUUUAGUAUGACAUCAGAACCUCUUUGUGAAAUUGCAGCCUUUAAUGUACAUUUUGAAGGGGUAUAUUAGUCAGUAUUGUACAGGGAUCUUGUAAAGUCAUCAAAACUUGCUAUGAACGCUAAUUGCCAUUUGAAGCUACUGAUUGGCAGUGGCUCUGCUCUAAACCACUUUUUAGCAAUUGUAUUUUUUUCCUGAUUAUAUUUUUUAAUGUACUUUGAUGUUUAUGCUGAUGAGUUUUUUUAUGUACUUUUGGUGAUGUUUCAGUCUUAUGUACUCUUCUGACGUCAGAAAAGUACCACUGGUUGUUUGCAGUCUUAUUGUGUAAUCAGCCUACCACAGGCUUCCAUGUAUAAUAAAGUAAUUAAUAUUG